UGGCAAAACAAUGGACAUUUCUGAACUGAUCCUGGAUCCGCCCCCGUUGAGGCGGACCCGGAUGCAAUGUCGCGUAUUCAGAAACACUCCUGGGACAUUUUACAUCCGCAAUAAGAGACACUAACAUGUUCCGAAUUAACGACUUGAGAAUCAUUUGUGAGGACGCGAACAGAGAUGGCCCUUUUUCCGAAGGAGACACGGUCACAGGUUUGGUUUCUUUUAACCUAUCAAAACAGACGAAAGUUAAGAGCGUCAGUGUGAAACUUAAAGGAGACGGUCAAGUUCAUUGGACUGAAGGAAGUGGAGAUGACGAAAGGUCGUACAGCGCAAGUAAGAGAUAUCUUAAAGUCAAAGAGUACCUGGUGAUGGAAAAGACAGAAGGCAGUGUACUUCCCCAAGGGACCAAUCAAUUCAUGUUCAGGCUUCGGAUUCCACAGGAGGACUUGCCAUCAUCCUUCAAGGGGAUAAGUGGCAGCAUUGUUUACAAGGUUGAAGCACAAAUAUGUAGGAAAUGGCAUUUGGAUUCUACAGUGAAAAAAGAGAUCCAGUUUCUUUCAAGGUCCAUACAAAACACUCGCCAAGUUGUGUGUCCACAGUCCAACUCGGUAAUAAAAAAGAUGGGAGUUUUCUCCAAAGGUGAAGUCCAAAUGACUGCUUCGGUAAACAAGAGUUUUUGCUUUCCAGGUGGCACACUAAGUGCUUUUGCCAAAAUCUCCAAUGGUUCAUCCAAGUCAAUGAAACCAAAAUUCAGUUUACUGCAAAGAAUUGUUUACAUCGCUGGGGGUUCCAAAAACAUCAGUGAAAAAUCUUUAUGCAAAAAAGUCGGAGACGCCAUCAAACCAAACUCUGAGGAAACUGUGUCCUGCACCAUCGAUGUUCCUCCAGAUGCCAUCUACACUCUCAAUAACUGUGAUCUUAUCUCAGUUGAGUAUUACCUGAAGGUGUACUUGGACAUUAGUUUUGCCUUCGAUCCAGUGGUGGCGUUUCCCCUGAUAAUUGCUCCUGCCGUUGCACUUGAUCACUGUGAGGACCUGGGCCCUUACCCAGGUGGUCCUGCCGGGGCCCAGAGUUACAGUGACUUCUCGUCUGCAGCUGUCUACCCUAGUGAAUUUAAUCCUGUACCUAUAAGCACAGGUGCCUUUGGGUACCCCACACUGGAAGAUCAACCCCCGUUAUACAGUUCUCUUUUUCCUGAUGGUCAAGGCACAACUGGCAAGAGUGAACCAGUUCAAAAAAGCUGAACUUAAGACAUAAAACGUAGUCAGAAUUGACAGUCGUGUCAGUUAUGUCAUUUUCUUUAGCAAUCUACAAUAAAGAACUUUCUGGUCAAAUUAAAA
Molecule: messenger RNA, 1337 nt
Organism: Poecilia reticulata (guppy)
Lineage: Eukaryota; Metazoa; Chordata; Actinopteri; Cyprinodontiformes; Poeciliidae
Product: arrestin domain-containing protein 3-like
Biological process (GO): protein transport
Cellular component (GO): cytoplasm; plasma membrane
Source: RefSeq, a predicted model, not a curated record